This is a messenger RNA of Australozyma saopauloensis, 1206 nucleotides long. RefSeq names its product GTPase-activating protein (gene RNA1). Gene Ontology annotation, biological process: activation of GTPase activity; nucleocytoplasmic transport. Lineage: Eukaryota; Fungi; Ascomycota; Pichiomycetes; Serinales; Metschnikowiaceae. Gene Ontology annotation, molecular function: GTPase activator activity; small GTPase binding. Bases 1 to 1206 code for a protein of 401 amino acids. The record is from RefSeq and is a predicted model, not a curated record. The transcript has a single exon. Gene Ontology annotation, cellular component: perinuclear region of cytoplasm; nucleus; cytosol.
AUGAGUAUCACCACCGAAACCACGUAUUCCGUCGCAGGCAAACAGCUCAAACUCACCACUGCUGCUGACAUUGAGCCUUAUGUUUCUGAGUUGUCCUCAAAGCUGGGAAUAACCAAAAUUGACUUCAGUGGAAACACUAUUGGUAUCGAGGCCUCCAAACGGUUAGGAGAGGCUAUCGCUCAACACAAGGAUAGCCUCAUUGAAAUCAACUUCUCUGACUUGUACACAGGCAGAUUAAAUACUGAGAUUCCUCAAUCAUUGAACUACUUGUUACCUGCUCUAUUGGAAUGCCCUAAAUUGACCACUGUGAACUUGAGUGAUAAUGCUUUCGGUUUGCAGACCAUUGAUCCAAUCGAGGAUUAUCUCUCCAAAGCUGUGAGUGUUGAACAUUUGAUUUUAUCAAACAAUGGAAUGGGACCAUUCGCUGGCGCUCGUAUCGGUAAGAGUUUGUACAAGUUGUCCAAGGCUAAGAAGGUUAGUGGAUACAAUUCCUUAAAGACAUUCGUUUGCGGUAGAAAUAGAUUGGAGAAUGGUUCCAUCAACUAUUUGGCUAUCGGGUUGAGAAGUCACAAAGAUUUGGCUACGGUAAGAUUGUACCAGAACGGUAUUAGACCAGCGGGUGCAGAGAAGCUAAUCACCCUGGGCUUGGUGCGUAACAAGCAAUUACAGGUACUCGAUUUGCAAGACAAUACUCUCACUACCAGAGCUGCCUCUGCUUUGGCAAAAGCCUUGCCAGAAUGGAGUAACUUGCUAGAAUUAAACUUAAAUGAUUGCUUGUUGAAGCCAAAAGGAUGCUUGGUUUUGACUUCUGCUUUAAGUGAUGCUCAAGCAAGCAAAACACUUUCGAUUUUGAAGUUGCAAUACAAUGAAUUAGAACCCGACUCUCUUAAGAAGUUGGCCCAAGCAGCUGAAACAUCUUUGCUCAACUUGAAAUCUUUGGAGUUAAACGGUAAUAGAUUUGAUGGUGAGCUGGAGGACCUCGAGGCCAUCGUUAGUGCUAUUGCAAAGAAUGCUUCUGGCGAAGUGGAUGAAUUGGAUGACUUGGAUAGUGACGAGGAAGAGGUGUCGGAUGAGGAAGACAAUGAAGACACUUUCGAUGAUAUCGACGCCAAUUUGAGCGAUUUGGAAGCCGAUUUAGCUUCUGCAAGUUCAAGUGAUGUCGACGAGCUCACCGAGAAGCUUGGUAGCACUCACAUUCAGAGCUAA